CUCUCGAGUUUCCUCUCUUUCUUUCUCUCUUCUCAUUUCGCGCUUAAUAAAUUCUUCCACUAAAAAUAAGAAGAGAGAAAGAAAGAGAGGACAAUUAAACUCGUAUGGAGGAGUCUUAUGGACGCUAUCAAUAUGAACACAAUAAUAUGAACAAUGCGCGCGGUGUAAAUAAUGACAACAAAAUGUGGUUAUCAUCAACCGUUAGGCAACCAACAUCAUCAUGGGAUUUAUAUCAAGAGCCGUCUUAUUCGACGAGGACGAAGGCGGCGGCGGCGAAGGAGACAAAGAGCACGUGGUGGUGGAAUGAUGCUGAGAGGAAGAGAAAACGCAGGGUCGCCAAAUACAAGCUUUAUGCAACUGAAGGAAAGUUCAAGCAUAGUAUCAAGAAAGGUUUUCGUUGGCUCAAGAUCAAAUGGAUCAAGAUGGUAAAAGAUUAUUAAUUAAUUAGAUUCAUACACAACACGUAUGCAUAUAUGAGUUGGAAAAUUGGAAUUCAUUGUAAUAUCUUGUGUAUUGUGUUAUAAAUAAUGAUCGUAACUGCUUGCAUAAAUGUUUGUAUUUUUGUAGCAACCUUCUUUUUUGGUAAUGUUUUUAUGGGGGUUUGAUUUUUCUUUUUAAUUAAUUAAUUAGUUCCUCCAUUUUGUGUAAUUUGAUCCUCUUAUUAUUAGUUCCUGCUUUCAAGGACUCUUUUAUUAAACCAGAAAUUUAUCAACGUGAAA
Molecule: messenger RNA, 719 nt
Organism: Arachis ipaensis
Lineage: Eukaryota; Viridiplantae; Streptophyta; Magnoliopsida; Fabales; Fabaceae
Source: RefSeq, a predicted model, not a curated record